AUGGCACGUUUAAGAGGAUUUGAUGUUUUAACUGUUGCUGUAGUGAGUGCAGCGAGUGUCUACAUGGGUAUAAACUUCUUCCAACCCAUUGUACUGCAACAACUAGACAAGAACGGUGGUCUAAGACCAGACAUUGAUGUGGAUACUCUCAAACAAUUGCAAGUGCCCACUACUGAAAGAUCCAACCAGGACGCUCAACGUAUUUUGAAAGAGGAUGAACAAGACCUCGUUAGGGGUUUGGAACCAAGCCCUAGGGAGAAAUGA
Molecule: messenger RNA, 264 nt
Organism: Naumovozyma dairenensis CBS 421
Lineage: Eukaryota; Fungi; Ascomycota; Saccharomycetes; Saccharomycetales; Saccharomycetaceae
Gene: ECM19
Product: Ecm19p
Exons: 1
Coding region: 1-264 (87 amino acids)
Source: RefSeq, a predicted model, not a curated record